Molecule: messenger RNA, 1161 nt
Organism: Cornus florida
Lineage: Eukaryota; Viridiplantae; Streptophyta; Magnoliopsida; Cornales; Cornaceae
Exons: 6
Coding region: 1-1161 (386 amino acids)
Molecular function (GO): nucleic acid binding
Source: RefSeq, a predicted model, not a curated record
AUGUGGAAAUGCAUGUGGCCGAGGAAGAAAGAGACCGAUAAAGAGGAGAAAGAAGCAAUCACCACACAAUCAACAAAUGAAGAAAAUAACCAGGACUCGCAACAAACAAGAGGUCGUGGUAGAGGCGACAACUCAAGAAAUGUUGCUAACGUUGUUAAAGAAAAGGCUAAUUACGUUGAUGAAGAAGUGGAACCUACUUUUUUGUUGGCAGACAAAGGUAAAAGGGGUGAAGAAGACAUGUGGUAUUUUGAUACCAAUGCUAGCAACCAUACAGGUGGUAACAAAGAAAAAUUCGUUGAUCUUGAUGAAUUAGUAAAUGGGAAGGUGACAUUUGGAGACUUGUCACAAAUUUUGAUUUACACUGAAAGCCUGAAGCUGAAGACUACAAGGGCGUUUCUGGUCAUUGCUCAGGAAUCAGGACCUCAGAGAAGCCAAAUAAGUGACGAUGAUCAAUCGAAAAAGGAUAUACCUAGUGGUAGUGCAUCUAACAUUGGCGAUGAUCAAUCGAAAAAUGAUAUACCUAGUGAUUUUGAUUUGCAUCUUCCUGCUCCACCUCAAGUUGUUGAACCCAAACAACUUCACUCCGCUUCUAUUGAAAGAGAUCCCAGGUUACAUAUUCAAAUACAUGAAUACCCGGUGAAUCAAAGAGAUGGGGACUUCACUGGUCAAGAUGUUAAAACAUUGAAGUUUCAGUUGAUGCAUUAUCAACUUGAUGUACCUAGUGAUCCCGAGUUUCAGAAUAUUUCUUCUUUUACUGAUUUAUGUCGGGAACUAGUUCCCACCCCAUUGACAAUUCCUGAAUCUGCCUUUGCAAGUGGUUAUGAUAUAAAGGCUCUUCGAUUUGAUAUAGGUGGUGAAUUUACAUCAAAUUAUUUCAAAAAAAUUUGUGAAGAAAAUAGAAUUCACCAUCCUUUAACAGUUUCAAGAUCGCUCCAACAAAAUAGAGUUGCUGAAAAGAAGAACAAAACCAUUCUCAAUAUGGCUCGAAGUAAGACACUACAAGAAGCAUGGAGUGAAAGAAAGCCAAGUGUCUCUCAUUUGUGGGUUUUUGGGAGCAUUGCCCAUGUGAAUGUGUCGGAUGAAAGGAGGACCAAGUUAGACAACAAAAAUGAAAAAUUGGUGUUCAUUGGAUUUAAGAUCCAAAGGCUACAAAUUGUAUAA